Messenger RNA from Hylaeus anthracinus, 833 nucleotides. RefSeq names its product eukaryotic translation initiation factor 3 subunit K (gene eIF3k). Gene Ontology annotation, biological process: regulation of translational initiation. Gene Ontology annotation, cellular component: eukaryotic translation initiation factor 3 complex; cytoplasm. The record is from RefSeq and is a predicted model, not a curated record. The transcript is spliced from 4 exons. Gene Ontology annotation, molecular function: translation initiation factor activity; ribosome binding. Lineage: Eukaryota; Metazoa; Arthropoda; Insecta; Hymenoptera; Colletidae. Bases 147 to 797 code for a protein of 216 amino acids.
GACCAAAGAUCCACAUGUUGCAGAACUCUAGUAAUUAGUGAUUGUUGCACAUUCUGAGAAAAAGAGCAUUGUGGCAAAUUAGACAAACAAUCUGUCUCUAUUUGAUUCUAAUUACAAAUCUGAGAAACAGAAAAUUCUUUAACAAAAUGGCUGAAGCAAUGCGUCAAACCGUGGCUGGAAUGUUGAAGGGCAUUGAAAGAUACAAUCCAGAUCAUUUAGCAACUCUCGAAAAAUAUGUUGAAAUUCAAUCAAGAGAAAAUGCAUAUGAUUUAGAAGCUAAUUUAGCAGUUUUGAAGCUGUAUCAAUUAAAUCCACAUAGAUUUAACGUCGAUAUUACGUGUCAAAUAUUGUUAAAAGCUCUGACAAAUCUACCGCACACAGAUUUUGUUCUGUGCAAAUGUCUCCUCAGUGAAAGAAUUAUGCAGGAAAGCCCCAUUAACCAAAUUAUGUAUUUAGGAGAUAUUUUAGAACAAUGUGACUUUCAGCAUUUUUGGGAUAGAGUCUUGUCCAUGUCUGAUCUUUGCGACAGAAUUGUAGGAUUCCAGGAUUCGAUAAGAAAAUUUGUUUGUCAUGUAGUGGGAAUUACUUUUCAAACAAUAGAUAAAAGCCUGUUGGCACAACUUCUUGGUGGUGUUGAUGAUAACACCUUGAAACAUUGGGUAAAGAAGUAUGGAUGGAAAGAGGAAAGUAAAACGAUUGUCUUUAUCGCCAAUCAAGACGAAAAUAUAAAAACAAAAAAUAUUACAGAAAAAAUAGAUUUCGAAAAUGUAGCUGGCUUAAUGGCAGCUUGUCUUUAAGAGCUGCAAAUUAAAUAAACGUUUUUUUGUACGCAA